Molecule: messenger RNA, 740 nt
Organism: Corticium candelabrum
Lineage: Eukaryota; Metazoa; Porifera; Homoscleromorpha; Homosclerophorida; Plakinidae
Product: clathrin light chain B-like
Exons: 4
Coding region: 30-626 (198 amino acids)
Biological process (GO): clathrin-dependent endocytosis; intracellular protein transport
Cellular component (GO): clathrin coat of coated pit; plasma membrane; postsynaptic endocytic zone cytoplasmic component
Molecular function (GO): structural molecule activity; clathrin heavy chain binding
Source: RefSeq, a predicted model, not a curated record
UAGUGCAUAGUUCUUCGUAUCUAAUCAAAAUGGCUGAUGAUUUUGGGUUCGGCAGUCCAGUUGUAGAUGACGACUUGAAUCCGGCUCUUCAAGACUUUUUACAGCGUGAGCAAGGCCAAUUGGCUGAACUGGGAGAGGACGAUCUGGGUUUCAGCGACCAACCGUCACUCCCUCUGAAUGAAGGCAUAGUGCCGAUUUCUGGACUUGCAGACUUCGAUGAACCAGCAUCUGAUGAUUAUCAUGACCAGUAUGCUGCUAUUGCUCAAGUGGACGUUCUUACCUCAGAACCCGAGUGCAUCAGAAAGUGGCGCGAGCAACAGACACAGCUCUUGGCCGAAAAGGAUGCCGAGGCAGAGGCAGAGCAGGAGAAGUGGAUGGCACAAGCCAAAGAUGAUCUCGAUGAGUGGUAUGCAAAACACGAAGAACACAUAGCCCAGAUGAAGGAAACCAACCGAAAUACUGAAGCCGCUUUUAUUGAAGAGCGUGACAGCACCGCUGAAGGGCAAGAGUGGGAGCGUGUGGCUCGAAUCUGCGAGUUUAAUCCCAAAAAUAACAAGAGCACGAAGGACGCGUCUCGUCUUCGAAGCAUUCUACUGCAUCUCAAGCAGGAAGGUCUCGUUCGUUGAUUAGUGUGACAAUAGACUACGAUUUUGCUUGCUGUUGUUGGUGUCAUUCUAACGUUUUCGUUUUGUUUUCACGAUGUGUGCACUUUAAGGAAUAAAUGUGCCAUUGUGAGUGUU